Molecule: messenger RNA, 11432 nt
Organism: Myotis daubentonii (Daubenton's bat)
Lineage: Eukaryota; Metazoa; Chordata; Mammalia; Chiroptera; Vespertilionidae
Gene: ATM
Product: ATM serine/threonine kinase
Biological process (GO): DNA repair
Molecular function (GO): protein binding; protein serine/threonine kinase activity
Source: RefSeq, a predicted model, not a curated record
UCUCUGCACCUCUUUCCGGGGCUCCCGUCCUCGCCACUCUCUCCCGCAGCAGAUUUAGCCACGAACCUUCCUCUCAGUGCCCCAAGGAACCCUCCUCCGCGUCCAGAUUUAACUAGAUGACUUGACUGAUCGACUUUCUCCCCCUCUGGCAAUUAUUUGUAAUCAGCGAGCAUCUGUUGCAGAGUAAACCGCAGUCGCGGGGCGAAGAGCCUGGGCUCUGGGCUCUGGACUCGUCACCCCGCUGGGGUCCGCCCUCUGGCCGGCAGCGGAGUGGCCACGCGCUCCUGCCUUCCUCGUGACCGUCCUUUCCUGUGUGAUGUAUUUUCUGAAAUCCUGAACCAUGAGUCUAGCGCUUAAUGAUCUGCUUAUUUGCUGCCGUCAACUAGAACAUGAUAGAGCUACGGAACGAAGGAAAGAAGUUGAGAAAUUUAAGCAACUGAUUCGGGAUCCUGAAACUGUUCAACAUUUAGAUCGACAUUCAGAUUCCAAACAAGGAAAAUAUUUGAAUUGGGAUGCUGUUUUUAGAUUUUUACAGAAAUAUAUUCAGAAAGAAACAGAAUGUCUAAAAACAGCAAGACCAAAUGUUUCUGCCUCAACACAAGCCACAAGGCAGAAAAAAAUGCAAGAAAUCAGUAGCUUGGUUAAAUAUUUCAUCAAAUGUGCAAAUAAAAGAGCACCCAGGCUAAAAUGUCAAGAACUCUUGAAUUAUAUCAUGGAAACAGUGAAAGAUUCAUCUAAUGGUGCCAUUUAUAGAGCCGAUUGUAGCAAUAUACUGCUUAAGGACAUUCUUUCAGUGAGAAAAUACUGGUGUGAAAUAUCUCAGCAACAGUGGCUAGAAUUGUUUUCUGUGUACUUCAAGCUAUAUCUCAAUCCUUCACAAGACAUUAACAGAGUCUUAUUGGCUAGAAUCAUUCAUGCCCUGACUAAAGGAUGCUGUUCACAAACUGAUGGAUUAAAUUCCAAAUUUUUGGAUUGUUUUUCUAAGGCUAUUCAGAAUGCAAGACAAGAACAGACCUCUGCCGGUUUAAAUCAUAUCUUAGCAGCAUUUGUUAUCUUCCUCAAGGCUUUGGCUAUUAACUUUCGAAUUAAAGUGUGUGAGUUAGGAGAUGAAAUUCUUCCUACCUUUCUUUAUAUUUGGACUCAACAUAGACUUAAUGAUUCCUUAAAAGAAGUAAUUAUUGAAAUAUUUCAACUGCAAAUUUAUAUUCAUCAUCCAAAGGGAGCCAAAACCCAAGAAAAAGGUGCUUAUGAAUCAAGAAAAUGGAAAAGUAUCUUAUACAACUUAUAUGAUCUGCUAGUUAAUGAGAUAAGUCAUAUAGGGAGCAGAGGGAAAUACUCCUCAGGAUCUCGUAACAUUGCUGUCAAAGAAAACUUGAUUGACUUGAUGGCAGAUGUUUGUCACCAGGUUUUUAAUGAAGAUACCAGAUCUUUGGAGAUUUCCCAGUCUUAUACUACCACACAAAGAGAAUAUGGUGUACCUUGCAAAAAGAGGAAAAUAGAAUUAGGCUGGGAUGUAAUAAAAGAUCAUCUCCAGAAGUCACAGAGUGAUUUUGAACUUGUGCCUUGGUUACAGAUUGUAAUACAAUUAAUAUCAAAAUAUCCUGCAUGUUUACCUAACUGUGAGCUAUCACCAUUAUUGAUGAUACUAUGUCAGCUUCUACCUCAACAGCGACGUGGGGAACGCACACCAUAUGUGUUACGAUGCCUUAUGGAAAUUGCAUUGUGUCAAGGCAAGAAAUCAAACCUAGAAAGCUCACAAAAGUCGGAGUUAUUGAAACUCUGGAUUAAAAUUUGGUCUAUUACCUUUCGCAAUAUAAGUUUUGAACAAAUACAAGCUGAAAAUUUUGGCUUACUUGGAGCCAUAAUUCAAGGGAGCUUAGUUGAGAUUGACAGAGAAUUCUGGAAGUUAUUUACUGGGUCAGCCUGCAGACCUUCAUGUCCUGUGAUAUCCUGUUUGACUUUGGCACUGACCACCUGUGUAGUUCCAGAAACAGUAAAAAUGGGAAUGGAGCAGAAUAUAUGCGAAGUAAACAGAAGUUUUUCUUUAAAGGAAUUGAUAAUUAAGUGGCUCUUACUCUAUCAGUUAGAAGAUGACUUUGAAAACAGUACAGAGCUGCCCCCAAUUCUUCACAGUAAUUUUCCUCAUCUUGCACUGGAGAAAAUUCUUGUGAGUCUCACUAUGAAAAACUCUAAAGCUGCAAUGAAUUUUUUCCAGAGUGUGCCGGAAUGUGAACAGCACCAAAAUGAGAAAGAAGAGCCUUCAUUCUCAGCAGUUGAAGAACUAUUUCUUCAGACAACUUUUGACAAGAUGGAUUUUUUAGCUGUUGUGGAAAAAUGUGCAAUAGAAAAGCACCAAUCUAGUAGAGGCUUUUCUGUCCAUCCAAAUCUCAAGGAAUCACUGGAUCGCUAUCUUCUGGGAUUGUCAAAACAGCUUCUAAAUAACUAUUCAUCUGAGACUUCAAAUACAGAAAUGCUUGUCCGGUGUUCAAGUCUUUUGGUGGGUGUUCUUGGUUGCUAUUGUCAUAUGGGUGUAAUAACUGAAGAGGAAGCAUAUAAAUCAGAAUUAUUCCAGAAAGCCAAGUCUCUAAUGCAGUGUGCUGGAGAAAGUGUUACUCUGUUUAAAAAUAAGACAAAUGAGGAAUCUAGAAUUGUUUCAUUGAGAAAUAUGAUGCAUCUAUGUACAAGUUGCUUAUGUAACUGUAAGAAGCAUAGUCCAAGUAAGAUUGCAUCUAGCUUCUUCCUACGAUUGUUAACAUCAAAGCUAAUGAAUGAUAUUGCUGAUAUUUGUAGAAGUUUAGUCUCCUUUAUAAAAAAGCCACUUGACUAUGGACAAGUCGAAUCAGUGGGAGAUGACACUGAUGAAAAUGUAAAGGAGAUGGAGAAUCAGUCAUCCAUGAGUGUGUUUAAUAGUUACCCUGCUAGUAGUGUUAGUGAUGCAAAUGAAUCUGGAGAGAGCCAGCUUACUAUUGGUGCCAUGAAUCCCUUAGCUGAGGAACAUCUGUCGAAACAAGAUCUGCUUUUUUUAGACAUGCUCAAGUUCUUGUGUGUAGGUGUAACCACAGCUCAGACCAGUCCUGUGUCAUUUAGAGCAGUUGAUAUUCGGAGGAAAUUGUUAAUGUUAAUUGAUCCUAGUAUACUAGAUCUUACCAAAUCUCUCCACCUACACAUGUAUCUAGUGCUUUUAAAGGAGCUUCCUGGAGAAGAAUAUCCUUUGCCAAUGGAAGAUGUUGUUGAACUUCUGAAACCACUAUCCAAAUUGUGUUCUUUAUAUCGCCGUGACCAAGAGGUUUGUAAAACAAUUUUAAACCACAUCGUUCAUAUAGUGGGGAACCUGUGUCAGGGCAGUAUGGAUUCUGAGAACACAAAGGAUGCUCAAGGACAGUUUCUAACAGUUAUUGAAGCGUUUUGGCAAUUAAUCAAGGACAGGAAAUGCAUAUUCUCUGUAAGAAUGGCACUAGUCAAAUGCCUGAAAACUUUGCUUGAGGCUGAUCCUUAUUCAGAAUGGGCUAUUCUUAAUUCAGCGGGAAAAACCUUUUCUGUAAAUGAAGUAUUUCCACAAUUUCUUGCUGAUAAUGACCACCAAGUUCGCAUGUUGGCUGCAGAAUCAAUCAAUAGGUUAUUUCAGGAUAUGAAACAAGCAGGUUCUUCCACGUUAUUGAAAGCACUUCCUUUGAAGCUUCAGCAAACAGCUUUUGAAAAUGCGUACCUGAAAGCUCAGGAAGGAAUGAGAGCAGUGUCCCACAGUGCUGAGAACCCUGAACUUAUGGAUGAGAUUUACAAUAGAAAAGCUGUUUUACUGAUGACGAUGGCUGUGGUUUUAUACUGUAGUCCUGUCUGUGAAAAACAAGCUUUGUUUGCCCUAUGCAAGUCUGUAAAAGAUAAUGGAUUAGAACCUCACCUCAUUAAAAAGGUUUUAGAAAAAGUUUCUGAAACUUUUGGAUAUAGACAUUUAGAAGACUUCAUGGCUUCUCACUUGGAUUAUCUGGUUUUGGAAUGGCUAAAUCUUCAAGAUACUGAACACAGCUUAUCUGCUUUCCCUUUUAUUUUGUUAAACUACACAAACAUUGGGGAUUUCUAUAGAUCUUGUUAUAAAGUUUUAAUUCCACACCUGGUGAUCAGAAGUGAUUUUGAUGAGGUGAAAUCCAUUGCUAAUCACAUUCAGAAGGAUUGGAAGUGUCUUCUAAUAGACUGUUUUCCAAAGAUUCUUGUUAAUAUUCUUCCUUACUUUGCCUAUGAGAGUAUAGGAGACACUGGGAUGGCACAGCAAAGAGAGACUGCUACCAAAGUUUAUGAUAUGCUUAAAGAUGAAAACUUACUAGGAAAACAGAUUGACCAUUUAUUCAUUACUAAUUUACCAGAGAUUGUGGUAGAGUUACUGAUGACGUUACAUGAACCUGGGACUGCUGGUGCCAACCAAAGCACUGACCUCUGUGACUUUUCAGGGGAUUUGGAUCCUGCUCCUAAUCCACCUCAUUUUCCAUCGCAUGUGAUUAAAGCAACAUUUGCCUAUAUCAGCAGUUGCCAUAAAACCAAGUUUAAAAGCAUUUUAGAAAUUCUUUCCAAAAGCCCUGAUUCUUAUCAGAAAAUUCUUUUAGCCAUAUGUGAACAAGCCACAGAGACAAAUAAUGUUUAUAAAAAGCACAGAAUUCUUAAAAUAUAUCACCUGUUUGUUAAUUUAUUACUGAAAGAUAUAAAAACUGGCUUAGGAGGAGCUUGGGCCUUUGUUCUUCGAGAUGUUAUUUAUACUUUGAUUCAUUAUAUCAACAAAAGGCCUUCUCGUUUUAUGGAUGUGUCAUUGCGUAGCUUCUCCCUUUGUUGUGAUCUGUUAAGCCACAUUUGCCGCACCGCAGUGACUUGCUGUAAGGAUGCUUUAGAAAAUCAUCUUCAUGUUAUUGUUGGUACACUAAUACCCCUUGUGGAUAGUCAGAUGGAAAUUCAGGAGCAGGUAUUGGACUUGUUGAAAUACUUAGUGAUAGAUAACAAGGACAAUGAAAACCUCUAUAUGAUGAUUAAACUUUUAGAUCCUUUUCCCGACCAUGUUGUCUUUAAGGAUUUGCGUAUUACUCAACAGAAAAUCAAGUACAGUAGAGGACCCUUUUCACUCUUGGAGGAAAUUAAUCAUUUUCUCUCAGUAAGUGUUUAUGAUGCACUUCCAUUGACAAGGCUUGAAGGAUUGAAGGAUCUUCGAAGACAGCUAGAACAACAUAAAGAUCAGAUGGUGGAGCUCAUGAGAGCCUCUCAAGGUAACCCACAAGAUGGCAUAAUGGUGAAGCUGGUUGUCAGCUUGUUACAGUUAUCUAAGAUGGCGUUAAAUCACACUGGUGAAAGAGAAGUAUUAGAGGCUGUUGGGAGCUGCUUGGGAGAAGUUGGUCCUGUAGAUUUUUCUACGAUAGCUAUACAACAUAGUAAAGAUACAUCUUCUAUUAAGGCCCUUGAGUUAUUUGAAGAUAAAGAACUUCAGUGGACCCUCGUAAUGCUGACCUACCUGAAUAACACAUUGGUAGAAGAUUGUGUCAAAGUGCGAUCAGCUACUGUUACCUGCUUGAAAAAUAUUUUAGCCACAAAGACUGGCCAUAGUUUCUGGGAGAUUUACAAGACGACUACUGAUCCCAUGCUGAUCUAUCUACACCCUUUUAGAACAUCGAGGAAAAAGUUUUUAGAGGUACCCAGACUUGACAGAGAAAGCCCUUUAGCGGGUUUGGAUGAUACAAGCCUGUGGAUUCCUCAAAAUGAAAGCCAUGAUGUUUGGAUAAAGUCACUGACUUGUGCGUUUUUGGAUAGUGGAAGCAUAAAAAGUGAAAUUCUUCAGUUACUAAAGCCCCUGUGUGAGGUGAAAGCUGACUUUUGUCAGACCGUGCUUCCAUACCUGAUUCAUGAUGUUUUACUUCAAGAUGCAAAUGAAUCAUGGAGAAAUCUGCUUUCUAUGCACAUUCAGGGAUUUUUCACUAACUGUUUCAGAUACUCCUCACAAACGAACCGAUCCAUGACCCCUGCAAGUUUGGAUUCAGAGCCAGAGCACUUUUCCCGAUGUUGCUUGGAUAAAAGAUCACAAAGAACAAUGCUUGCUGUUGUGGACUACCUGAGGAGACAAAAGAGAUCUUCCUCAGGAACAGUGUUUGAUGAUGCUUUCUGGCUGGAGUUGAAUUAUCUAGAAGUUGCCAAGGUAGCCCAGUCUUGUGCUGCUCACUUUACAGCAUUACUCUAUGCAGAAAUCUAUGCAGAUAAGAAAAACAUGGAGGAUCAAGAGAAAAGAAAUCUCGUAUUUGAAGAGGGAAGCCAAAGCACAACCAUUUCUAGCUUGAGUGAAAAAAGUAAAGAAGAAACUGGAAUAAGUUUACAGGAUCUGCUCUUAGAAAUCUACAGAAGCAUAGGGGAGCCAGACAGUCUGUAUGGCUGUGGCGGAGGGAAAAUGCUACAACCCCUUACUAGACUACGAACAUAUGAACAUGAAGCAAUGUGGGAGAAAGCCCUAGUGACAUAUGACCUUGAGACAGCAAUCUCUUCGCCAACCCGCCAGGCGGGGAUCAUUCAGGCCUUGCAGAAUUUGGGACUCUGUCAUAUUCUUUCUGUCUACUUAAAAGGAUUAGAUGAUGAAAAUAAAGAGUGGUGUGCUGAACUACAGGAACUUCAUUACCAAGCAGCAUGGAGGAAUAUGCAGUGGGACCACUGCAUUUCUGUUAACAAAGGAAUAGAAGGAACCAGUUACCACGAAUCAUUGUACAAUGCUUUGCAGUCUCUGAGAGAUAGAGAAUUCUCCACAUUUUAUGAAAGUCUCAAAUAUGCCAGAGUAAAAGAAGUGGAAGAAUUGUGUAAGGGCAGCCUGGAGUCUGUGUAUUCACUCUACCCCACACUUAGCAGAUUGCAGGCCAUUGGAGAGCUCGAAAGCAUUGGGGAGCUUUUCUCAAGAUCAGUCGUGGAAAGGCAACCCUCUGAAGUAUACAUUAAGUGGCGGAAGCACUCGCAGCUUCUCAAAGACAGUGAUUUUAGUUUUCAGGAGCCUAUCAUGGCUCUGCGCACAGUCAUCCUGGAGCUCUUGAUGGAAAAAGAAAUGGAGAACUCCCAAAGAGAGUGUUUUAAGGACAUUCUCACCAAGCACCUUGUGGAACUCUCCAUACUAGCCCGAACUUUCAAGAACACCCAGCUCCCUGAAAGGGCAAUAUUCCAAAUUAAACAAUAUAAUUCAACUAGUUGUGGAGUUUCUGGGUGGCAGUUGGAGGAAGCGCAAGUAUUCUGGGCAAAGCAGGAGCAGAGCCUUGCCCUGAGUAUUCUCAAGCAAAUGAUCAAGAAGUUGGAUGCCAGUUGUUCCGAGGAUGAUCCCAACCAAAAACUUAUAUACACAGAAUGUCUGAGGGUUUGUGGCAACUGGUUAGCAGAAACUUGCUUAGAAAAUCCUGCAGUCAUCAUGCAGACCUAUCUAGAAAAGGCAGUAGAAGUUGCUGGAAAUUAUGAUGGAGAAAGCAGUGAUGAGCUCAGAAAUGGACAAAUGAAGGCAUUUCUCUCAUUAGCACGGUUCUCAGAUACUCAGUACCAGAGGAUUGAAAACUACAUGAAAUCAUCAGAAUUUGAAAACAAACAAGCUCUCCUGAAAAGGGCUAAAGAGGAAGUGGGCCUUCUUAGGGAACAUAAUAUUCAGAGCAAUAACAGAUACACAAUAAAGGUUCAGCGAGAGCUGGAGCUGGAUGAAUGUGCCCUCCGUGCUCUGAAAGUGGAUCGGAAGCGUUUCUUAUGUAAAGCUGUUGAAAAUUACAUCAGUUGCCUGUUAAGUGGAGAAGGGCAUGAUAUGUGGAUAUUUCGUCUUUGUUCCCUCUGGCUUGAAAAUUCUGGAGUUUCUGAAGUCAGUGGCAUGAUGAAGAGAUAUGGAAUGAAGAUUCCAUCAUAUAAGUUUUUGCCUCUUAUGUACCAACUGGCUGCUAGAAUGGGGACCAAGAUGACGGGAGGCCUAGGAUUUCAUGAAAUCCUCAAUAAUCUCAUCUCUAGAAUUUCAAUGGAUCACCCCCAUCAUACUUUGUUUAUUAUAUUGGCCUUAGCAAAUGCGAACAAAGAUGAAUCUUUGACAAAAUCAGAGGCAGCAAGAAGGAGUAGAAUAACUAAAAAUGCACCUAAACAGAGCUCUCAGCUUGAUGAGGAUCGAACUGAGGCUGCAACCAAAAUUAUAAGUGCUAUCAGAAGUAGGAGGCCCCAGAUGGUCAGGAAUGUUGAGACACUUUGUGAUGCUUAUAUUAUAUUAGCAAACUUUGAUGCCACUCAGUGGAAGACUCAGAGAAAAGGCAUAAAAAUUCCAGCAGACCAGCCAAUUACUAAACUUAAGGACUUAGAAGAUGUUGUUGUUCCUACUAUGGAAAUUAAGGUGGACCCCACAGGAGAAUAUAGAAACCUGGUGACUAUACAGUCAUUCAAAGCAGAAUUUCGUUUAGCAGGAGGUGUAAAUUUACCAAAAAUAAUAGAUUGUGUGGGCUCUGAUGGCAAGGAAAGGAGACAGCUUGUCAAGGGCCGUGAUGACCUGAGACAAGAUGCUGUCAUGCAGCAGGUUUUCCAGAUGUGUAAUACAUUGCUGCAGAGAAACACUGAGACCAGGAAGAGGAAGUUGACUAUCUGCACAUACAAGGUGGUUCCCCUUUCUCAGCGAAGUGGUGUUCUUGAAUGGUGCACAGGAACUGUCCCUAUUGGUGAAUUUCUUGUUAACAAUGAGAAUGGUGCUCAUAAAAGAUACAGGCCAAAGGAUAUCAGUGCCUAUCAAUGCCAGAAGAAAAUGAUGGAUGCGCAAAAGAAGUCUUAUGAAGAGAAAUAUGAAACAUUCAUGGAUAUUUGUAAUAAUUUUCAACCAGUGUUCCGUUAUUUCUGCAUGGAAAAAUUCUUGGACCCAGCUGUUUGGUUUGAGAAACGAUUGGCCUAUACUCGCAGUGUGGCUACUUCUUCUAUUGUUGGUUACAUACUUGGACUUGGUGAUAGACAUGUACAGAAUAUCUUGAUAAAUGAGCAAUCAGCAGAACUUGUACAUAUAGAUUUAGGGGUUGCUUUUGAACAGGGUAAAAUCCUUCCUACUCCUGAAACAGUGCCUUUUAGACUCACCAGAGAUAUUGUGGAUGGGAUGGGCAUUACUGGUGUUGAAGGUGUCUUCAGAAGAUGCUGUGAGAAAACCAUGGAGGUGAUGAGAAACUCUAAGGAAACGCUGUUAACCAUAGUGGAGGUCCUCCUGUACGAUCCUCUCUUUGACUGGACCAUGAAUCCUCUGAAAGCUCUGUAUUUACAGCAGAGGCUGGAAGAUGAAACUGAGCUUCACCCCACGCCCAAUGCAGAUGACCGAGAGUGCAAACGAAACCUCAGUGAAAUUGACCAGAGUUUCAACAAAGUAGCUGAGCGUGUCUUGAUGAGACUACAAGAGAAACUAAAAGGAGUGGAGGAAGGAACUGUGCUCAGUGUGGAUGGACAAGUGAAUUUGCUCAUACAACAGGCCAUGGACCCCAAAAACCUCAGCCGACUUUUCCCAGGAUGGAAAGCUUGGGUGUGAUAUUUGGCAUAUGAAAUUCCCUUGGAUUCAAACUUCAGAGGUUAUAUGUUGGCCUUUAUUUUUGACCCACCUGUCAAAAAUACAUAUGGUAUAUGUAUAUAAUACCAUAUAUACUUUGAAUAUAUGGUAUUAAUAUUAGCUAAGCGAACUACUUACUGUGUUGUUUAAAAAGUGUUUCAUACUCGCUUCAAUCACCUAAAGUUGCUUUGAGGUCUCAAGGGACAUCUCUACUUGACACUUUAGAAAUAAUUAUCAUUCAUGCUCUACUUCUAGGCUAAGCAUUUAUUUUUUUCUCCUCAAGUUCAUGCCUGUAUCAUUUCCGGUAGAGUCACUGACUUAUUUAUGCUUUAGCUGAAAAUGGAAGCAGAGGAAUGCCAGAAUAUCACUGACAGUUUCUCCUGCCUUAUAUAUUAGAACCACUGGUUUUAAUUAACAUUUGUUUCCCAGAUAUUACAUAUGAAUGAAAAUUAUUUUAUAUUAACAUAUAAAAGGAAGAAAAAAAUUCAAAAUUGUAACCAUCAGGGUAAAAACAACCUUAAAAAUAAGAAACAGUGUUGGAAACAGUAGCAUUUAAUAGGUUUGGGUUUUUAGUAGCAAGAUCACUCAAUGUUACUGAAUAAAAAAAGUUGUAUGGAGAAAAAACUUCAAGUAUGAUUACUAUUAUAAAAAGAUGUAUACUGAACCUCCUCAUUCUGUCCUUUACCUGUUAAGCCCAUCUGUGUUUUCCAUUACUUUAUCUUUCUGUGAUGCCUUCAUCUCUGCCUUCUAGUCCAUGAAUUAUCUUGUCAGCUAGCUGUAUAAUCUCCUUUUAAAAUUAUUCAUUAGGUUUCUUCUUUCAAAACUUGCUUUUAAUUUCUAGCUGUGCAUCAGUCUUCAGAUCUGCCUGUUGUUUCAUGAUGUCCUUUUAAAAAAACUUUUCAGUUCCUUUUGUGUCACUAAUCGCUUUAAUUAAACAUCCCUGUUUUAUAGGCUAAUAGCUCUAUUAAAUCAAGUUCCUGUUGUUUGUGUGUGUUGGUCCUUAUAUAUAUUUGUAGACUGUUUACCCGUGUAUUUUGUAAGUUUGAAAAGUGAGCUUAUUUUCAGCAAGGCUUUCUCUGGGGGGAUCUUGCGUGGCCUGCGUUAAGAAUAAUUCCUUCGAGAUAAAUUGUGUCUUAUGUCACAUUCCCAGGGCUGUUCCUGACUAAGAACCACUGGCUGUUAAUUUCUUGGCUUCGGAGUUUGCAGACCUCAGAGUGUAAAUACUGAGGAGACUCCCAGGCCAAGGCUGACCCUUCCUCAGUGUCCUCCUGUGCUGGUGGGCAGAAUGUUUCCUGGCCCCCCUCCCCCGAGGCUGCCCUCCUCAUGUGUCCCAGCUUCAUGUUGGGCUGCAGGGGAGGUGUUUUACUCCUACCCGCUGCCUUCUGCAAGUCCAAGGUUUCACCAUUUCCCUUAUAGACAGGUGUUAAAGCAGAAACCCAUAGGUUAGUGGGGUUGGCAGUGGAAACCACCUAGAAAAGCUACUAGAAAAGCUAAUAAAUUGAGACUAAACAGUUUGUCCAGAUCAAGGAGAUCAUAGCCACCCCACCAUUCUCUGUGCUAGUCAUACCACCCCAAAGUAUCUCCCUCAUCAGUAGGUACGUAAAUCCAUGGUUAUUAUAGUACACACUUAAAAUAUGUUACACUUAGAAAUGCUAAGAAUUUGAAAUGGUCUAAAGCAAAUAAAUGCAAAACGAAGAAACUCUGAACUUAAUAAUUAAGAUUUAAGUAAGCUGGUCUUUAAAAAUAUGGAAUGCUAGUGCACUGGCUUGAAAUAUAGAGAUAUAAUGCCAUUUCACAUUUUAAUUGCACCUUAAUGAAAUUAUAUAUUUUAUAUAGAUUUAUUUUAGGACUAUUGAAUGUAUUUCUUUACUGUUACUGUUUCUGAAUAAAUAAUUCUAAAAAUGUG